Messenger RNA from Patella vulgata (common limpet), 843 nucleotides. RefSeq lists its product as uncharacterized. NCBI's taxonomy places the organism in Eukaryota, Metazoa, Mollusca, Gastropoda, Patellidae. Bases 104 to 742 code for a protein of 212 amino acids. The transcript has a single exon. The record is from RefSeq and is a predicted model, not a curated record.
UUUUAGUAUGUAACGUCAUUUCCGGAAACAAAACCAACGUGGUUUUAUUUACACUUACAGCACACACUGGACGGCAAUUAUUUCAUUAAACAAACGGGCUGCGAUGACAAAAAGAAAGUCUACAACAGAAUUCGAUGAUAAUGCUGUUGAAGAACCAAAGAAAAAGAAGAAAAGCAAAAAAGAAAAGAGAAAAACCAAUGAUGGCGAAGAAGUUACAGAAGAAAUUGAAAGUAGAGAAGAUGCAAUAACACAAUCUACUACUACAGAGGAUGCGGAACAUGGUCGUGAGCCGCAAGACAGAUUUCCCAAUUCCAUACCCGUAAAGAAGACAAAGAAAAAUAGAAAUCGCAAAAAGGAUGAUGGGGCAGUUAAAAAAGUGAUCAACCAAGAAGAACCUAAUCCAGAUCCAAGGAUUAAAGUUGCAUUAAAAUAUCUUAAGACUUGGUACAAACACCGAGACCAGUGGAAAUUUCAAAAAGUUCGGCAAUUGUGCUUAUUACAACACAUGUAUGAUCAUACUAAAAUAUCAGACAGAAAAUUCAAAAGACUCUUAGAAUAUUUGAGUGGUCUGGUAGGUUGUGCCAGAGAACAAACUAUUAAAGAAGCUGGGCAAAUAUUAGUAGAUAAUGAUAUAGGUAGUGACAAUGAGGAAGAUGAUGAAAAUUCUGAAGAAAAUGAAAAACUGAAAACUGUUAAAAUUAAAAUUGAAAGAGCUACAAAAAUUUUACAACAGUUAUCGUAAUACAAGUUAAAACAGCACAGAAAUUAAUGACUUAUAAUGUAGCUUUGACUCACAAUUUUUACUGUGUAUUAAUAAUUAUAUAAUAAACUUAUUAUAUCACA